AUGAAUAUAUCAGUAGUAUUGUUAGUAGUUUUGGUGGUGAUGACAUCGGUCGAAGGAGUCGAACGUCGGCGGCCGCUUUAUCGUCGGGGUUCUACAACUACCACAAUCAGCCCGUUGACAGAUGACAGCGAAGGGUCGGAGAGCAAGUUCAAGCCGAACGGCAAAGACUUGUAUACGGUAAGCGAUUCAUAUCCCAUUUUGGGCAGUAUCGGCGCUGGUGGGGUGCCUGGAAACUUUAAAUCAGAUGGCGACAAGCUGACGUCAUUUUCUGAGUACACGUUUGGCAGCACGAAACUCUCUAACAGCGGUUCCGAUGGUGGUGUGCUGGAAGGAUCGAGCUCGGACGAAGAGUCCAGUUUCAACAACUUUAAGAAUCACAAAAAGACCUCAAUUCUUCCCACGACCAACGCCAGCAACAAAGACAGAAAACCAAGCAGUGGGGCGUUCGAUUUUUUGAAUGGUGAUUUUGGCAAACCUAAGCUGACGACUAGCGGAAAUGCGCAUCUGCAAGAUUCGACCUCAAUUGCUGGGCUAGGCGGCAAGACGAAAACGUCCUCGGCAAUUUCCAGCAAAUUUUCAAUUUCGCAUCCGACUCCGAGCAGUAGUAAGGCGGCCGGCAAACUGGCUCACUUGGACGACUCGACGGAAUACGACGUAUAUGCUAGCCUUGGACAUGCCGCUGGAAAGACCAAAUUAGGAGCAUCGGGCAAACACCGAGGGUCUAGUAGCACGUUUCCUUCGGUCGCCGGAAGCUCGUUCGGUUUCGAGGGCAAGGUUAAGAAGGUGCCGUUCAAGUAUGAGGACGGAGGAAUAGGGGCGCUCGCCGGCAAGGGCAAACAGAAACCGAAGGUGUCAAUUGACGAUGACACGUUCGGCAGCGCAUCUCUUGCAUCCACCAGUAACCACUUUACCGGACUGGGAAGCUUCGACAGUGGCAGUUUCGGUGCGGGCAACAAACAACAGCAGGGUGGCCCAAGUACAUCCAAGAACAAAUUUAACUUUGCCGAACCGCCGCCACUGGUAAAAUCAACGCUCAACACGCUCAAACACUUUGGCGAGGGACUAAUAGGUAAUGUCAAUGCGGCUGGCCGAGCACCAUACGAACUCGAUAGUGAAGAGAAUUACAAAUUCGGUUCCUACUUCGGCAAGGGUCACUAUGGUGCCGAGGAAAGCUUCGAAAAUUCGGCAGAGCCAUUACCUAGUAAAAGCAAAUUCCCGAAGCUUGGGAAUGCUGGAGCUACCGGAGUCGGUUCGGCCAAUUUGGGAAACAAAUUCGCCACCGAUUUUGACGUAAAAAACAUCAAGCUCACAAGCGAAGGUGGCACGUUUACUAACAUUGGACACAAACUGCCAGGUACACUGACCAAGAACACUUCACCACACCACAAACUUCCCCAGUCGACACAUCAUCUGCCGCAUCACCUUCAACACCACCAACAGCAGACGAUUCCGCACCCGGGGCAGUCACACGCACACCUACACCCGCACACGCUCGGCACUACCGGUAGCAUUGUUAAUCCUAAUCCUCUCGACUUUCGGCCAAAAUUUAAACUACAAGAUGUCCCCAAUUUGUAUCCCGCCGAUCAUCUAGGUGCCGGUAUAGCGGCCAAGGGCCAGAUCGAGAGCUUCCUCAACUCGGAACAUGCACUGAAGGACGAGUCUCUGGUGGCGCAGUUGCUCGGCGACGGUAGUCCGGCUGCCCGUCCACACUACCAUCAAUUUCUGAAGUCGCAGGAGGACGAAAAGCUGGAGAAGGAAGCGUUGCGGCAGCAGAUCGAGUUCCUGAAGGCACAAGCAGCGAAGCGUCCGGUCGACCUCGGAAAUCCUAGCCGCCCGCCUAUCGUGUCGAAUGCUCAGAAGUUCCGACCGGUUCGUCGCAUUCCCUCCCACGUUCGACUUGGCGUAAAGGCUCCUUACCCACUGCCCCGUAUUCCACACUAUAACGACCGUCCAUAUAGCAUCAGUUUCAAGAUAUAA
Messenger RNA from Anopheles marshallii, 1977 nucleotides. RefSeq lists its product as uncharacterized. The transcript is spliced from 2 exons. Bases 1 to 1977 code for a protein of 658 amino acids. NCBI's taxonomy places the organism in Eukaryota, Metazoa, Arthropoda, Insecta, Diptera, Culicidae. The record is from RefSeq and is a predicted model, not a curated record.